CUUUUCCUUUCUCUCCUCCUCCUGUGUGUCUCAGACAGCAGGGAACGCCGCUCUGACAAGAACCAUUAAGAAUUAAGAAUUACGCGUGAGAAGCAUCUUUCUAAUCUCUGAUCUCUGCUAAUCCCCUGUGACUAGUGGCUGGGAUUAACCCUUGUCUCUGAUUUUUUGACACCGCGCUUUUUCUCCCUCCGCACUCAUUUUGCGCCCUAAUGCGCGCGCCUUCUAUUUUGUUUGCACGUGGGGUUAAGUAUUCAUUAGUUUUAGCCUAGUUUUUUUUUGUUUUGUUUUGGGUUUUUUCCCCCCCUGCACUUCGGACGAUUGCAGUCACAUGAUGCGUAGUGAUGAUGAUCUUUUGGGCACAGGAGCGCUCGCUCACUCGUGUUGGAUUAAAGGUGCGUGAGCACCUGACAAGAGCACGCGCAGGAGGCGUUGAUUCCCCGAACUUGUUGGGCGCUUUUGACCCGCCGGAAUGGAGAGCGAGCUGAGGCCCAGGGUGUGCUACCUGGUCAAAACAGAACGCGGUUAUGGGUUCCACUUGCACGGCGAGAAGCUCAAAGGCGGGCAGUUUAUCCGAAAAGUGGAGCCGGGCUCCUCGGCUGACCUGGCCGGCCUGCGACCCGGCGACCGAGUGGUGGAGGUGAACGGCGAGAACGCGGAGAACGACAGCCAUCAGCGGGUGGUGGAGCGGAUCAGAGAAGUACCUCACCGCACCAGACUACUGGUAGUGGACCGAAACACGGAUGACUACCUUCACAGCUGUGGUCUGGCUUGCACAGAGGAUUUAGCCAUCGAGAUGGGGACCCUCUCUCCACGUUCCUCAUCGAGAGUCACAUUAGGAACUUCUCCAUUACCUCGGGAGACUUUGCCCAAGUCCCCUCUAUCUGACCGCACACUUCUUGCCGCAAACUCACCCACUCUCUUGAUCUCACGAGGCAAGCUGAAGAGGUCCUCAAUCACGUCAAGUACCGUGACAGACGCAGAGAUGGAGCCCUCUCCAGAGCCGUCGACUGAGCGCCUUCCCCGCCUGUGUCACCUGCUGAAGGGGCAAAAGGGCUAUGGUUUCAAUCUGCACAGUAAUAAGGCAAAAUGUGGACAAUUUGUACGCUCGGUGGAUGCCCAAUCACCUGCAGAGAGAGCGGAUGUGCGUCCAGGAGACCGACUGGUGGAGGUAAAUGGAGUGAACAUUGAGUGCAUGAGACACUCAGAGGUGGUGGCAUUCAUUAAAGCAGGAGAGCGAGAAGUACGCCUCCUAGUCGUCGACCAGGAGACAGACGAGCUCUUCCACAGAUUGGGAAUGACGCCCACAGCACGACAUGUCUACGUGGACGAGCCAGCUGUAGAAGCUGCCUCGUCUGCCCCUUCUCCCACCUCCGCUGAAGUGCCAAUCAUACACGUGACACUGACAGACUCCUCGAUCACAAACAUGUCCUCCAAACAGAGGGCCAAUGGGAGUUGUGCGUCCCAAUCCUCAACCAGCUCUACAACUCAUUCAGAGAUCAGUAGCUCUGACAUUAGUUUCCAGGUCCCCGAUGAGGAUGACAGGAGAGUUUUGGAUCCUUUCAUGGACAGUGGCCUGCGUUUGAGUCCUACAGCAGCUGAGGCGAAACAAAAGGCUCUUGCUCGACGCGACAAAAAGACGGCGCCCCCUAUGGACUGGACCAAGAAACAAGAGAUCUUCAGCAACUUCUAAUGUCCCAGAGCAGGAGGAACACAAAAUACAAGCAUGAUUUGUGACAUAAAUGUUGAUUGUACUGUACAGUUCUUGCUAUUGCAUGAACGAGGACAAAGGAGUGAAAGCAAUCACCAGACACUAACAGACAAUAGUGAUAUUCUGGACCAAGGAAUAUACACUGUACUACAUUUCGAUUUCUCCCUCUAUCUCAUUUGAGGAUGCAAGAAUUGCCUCACAGAGUUGCUGUUUGCUUCAAUGGCAUGUUCUGCAGUGCAGGAUGAAAUGUCUUGCCUGACAAUUAUUUUACUGUGGAAUGCACUGUAACAAUGGUCAGUUAGAAACUCCACAUGCAAAAACUUCCCCAGAAAACAAAACUGAAAAAGUUUUAACUUAAAUCCUAAAUGUUACAUGCAUAAUAAUAUAUACAGUAUAUCAGUGACGGGCAGUGCAUUUCAGACCUCGGCCUUCAGUGGGUACUAAGUGACCUAAUCCACCCCUUAAUACCAAUGUCAUUUCACAGUUUUACAAAAAAAAAAAAAAGCUAUUGCUAACCUUUCCCCAAAAAAUGUAAUAUCAUACAAAAGUAUAUUAAUUAACAAAAUUCUAUUCAAAAAGUGAAACUUUCAUAGAUUAUAGAUUCAAGGUUCUGAUGGUGUGUUAAUAAAAGGCCAAAUAGGGAUGCUAUAAAUUGUGGGACCUCAAUCUAUAAUCUAUGAAAGUUUCACUUUUUGAAUGGAAUUAUAGAAAUAAACUUUUCCAUGAUAUUCUAUUUUUUUGGAAAGGGUCUGUACUUCAGUUAUUGUUAAAAAAAUAAUAAUAAACAAAUUAGGGUCACAUUAAAUCAAUCAAUAGGAAAAGCCUGCUCAAUGCCAAGAAUACUGUAUACCAGGGGUUACCAACAUGGUGCUCACAGGCACAAGAUUGGCCCUAAGGACCACGUGUGUAGCCAAAACAGAUCCAGUAAGCGUUCAAGGGAUGUCACUUACCAGUGAAAGUAAGAAAUUUAACUAAUCCUUUAACCUUCGGUAGCUUUGGCUGUCAAGUUUCAAAACAGAAAGAGGCUGUACGUACUAUAAGUACCACACAACAAUUAACCAUCCCAAUGUAUUUUGAUUGUGACUAAAUUAAGACUUUGAUCUGUUCGCUGCCAUGUAAUGUCAAGCGUGGACAUCACAGAAUGAGUAGCAGAAUAAUUUUUUGGGAUGCACAACUGGGAAAUGUCUGUAAAUUGAGACAUUCUCCUUUUAAUGUUCAAAGCCCAGAUUUGUUUUUUUCAGCCCCAAAACACAGAAGGCUGGGCUGGAGAAUUGUUGCAACAUUUUUAUUACAAAACUCCUGCUUUGGUUCACGUUCUAGAUUUAAGCACACAAAAGGUAUUUUUAAACGAAGCACUUCCAUUCCCACACCACGGGGGAAAAUGGCUGAUUAAGUCAUCAACAACAAAAAUGUGUUAGUCUUUCCGUCAAACAUCAUGCUCUUUAUUCAAUAUAUAUUUAAAAAUAUUAAUUAAAAAAAAAAAAAAAACAUCCUCUCAACAUCUCACUUGUUUAUUCAUUUGUUCCCAUCUUUAUGGCACCAAUUUGGAAAACAUUCACAAUAAUCCACUAAAAUGUAAAAUACAUCAUUUUGUACAAGCGUUAAACUAAUUUGAUUGCAUGAAUAAGCGCAAACUGGGAUUUGGAUUGUCUUAUAUUUUAAUAAAAAAAUUUGACUCAACGUCACAGUUAAGGUCAAAUAGAAUGACAGCGUCGGACAAUAGAUGGUGGCAAACCCCUGCAAGAUGUCAAAAAUCCCUUACCAUAAGAAAAAUGUUGAAAUUCACUACUACUCACUCUACAAUAGAUUGUGUUUCUCUUCAUGUCCUAGCUUUUUUUUUUUUUUGUUCCCCCCCAAUAAAUAAACUCUGCCCUGGUGGGUAAAUGCCAGUUG
This is a messenger RNA of Phyllopteryx taeniolatus (common seadragon), 3601 nucleotides long. It is a transcript of the gene nherf2, whose product is annotated as Na(+)/H(+) exchange regulatory cofactor NHE-RF2. NCBI's taxonomy places the organism in Eukaryota, Metazoa, Chordata, Actinopteri, Syngnathiformes, Syngnathidae. Bases 470 to 1690 code for a protein of 406 amino acids. The record is from RefSeq and is a predicted model, not a curated record. Gene Ontology annotation, molecular function: signaling receptor binding; protein-membrane adaptor activity. Gene Ontology annotation, biological process: protein localization to plasma membrane. Gene Ontology annotation, cellular component: apical plasma membrane. The transcript has 6 exons.